AUGUCCUUUCCAGUUCUUAUUGGUUCUUUUUCUCAGGAACAAAUGCUUGGAAUUGGAAGAACUGGAUUGGUAGUCCGUCAAGGACAGUUCGCCGUCAAGUUACCUCUCAAGUCGAGCACAAGUAGCGACGAAGAGGUGGAAGCAAAUAUCAAAUCACUCCAGCAUGAGCAAGCUAUCUAUCGACGCUUAAGAAGCUGUGGGGGCGUUGUUCCUUUCCUUGUUUACUCAGAGACGGUCACUAAACUCCGCCUAAUAGAAAAUGGUGAUCCACGUUCCUACUUGAGUCAAAAUAAGCCAUCUAAGUCUUUUCAGCUGGCUUGGUUUCGUUUGAUGGCUCACCUCCUUUCGAGAAUUGACGACCGGCAAUUAUUAUGGCAGUUGGAAGUUGUGAUGUAUGAGGUGCUGAGUCUACCGUUGGAGCUUAGCAACGGUACAUGGCCACGGAGGGAGGAUCUUCCCAGCAAUGAGGGUCUAUGGCUUGCUCCAGUUAUUGAAUGA
This is a messenger RNA of Aspergillus homomorphus CBS 101889, 498 nucleotides long. RefSeq lists its product as uncharacterized. Lineage: Eukaryota; Fungi; Ascomycota; Eurotiomycetes; Eurotiales; Aspergillaceae. The coding region runs from base 1 to 498 and encodes 165 amino acids. The record is from RefSeq and is a predicted model, not a curated record. The transcript is spliced from 4 exons.